CUAUUGACUUGUCACUUGGAAAUAGGUGAAAAUGGUACAGGCGACCCACGACUUGGUGUCAGGUUAGAGAACCAACUCUGACCUUUUAAAUCGUUUAACAUUUAUGAUGAAGGAGAAAGAAUGUUAAGUGGGUGGAGAAGGUAUUUACAAGUUUUACCUAGUAUUCACUACUGACAAGAGGACUGUUCUAGGUUGUGGGUGGAUCCAAAUGAGGGUGUGGUAUCCCUGUCCCUAAAGAAACUACAGUCCCGUUGUGAAAACAGGACUCACAAAUGCCAAACUGUUACAGAAAGAGCAGACAGAAUCAGAGUACAGACUUCUCUUUUGUUUCGCGUUAACAUAGCCAUGAGGACUGUUGUUUGUUAUUUGUCUCAGCUUUUUUCAUCUUUUUUAGUUUUAACCUUUUUGUAUACUUCUAUAAAUAGCAUAUUGCUGGGUAUUUUUUUUUUUUUUUAAACCUAAGUGGACAGCCUGAGCCUUUUGACUGGCAGCCUUAUUGUACUUAUAUUCAAAGUCAUUUCUGAGGUAUUCAAGCCACAACCGUUUGAGUCAUCCUUGACUCAUCUCUUUCUCACACACAUGGAAUCUGUCAGCAGCAAAUCCAGGAACUCAACCUUCAGAAUCUAUCCGGAGACCCAGGCCCUUCUCACCACCUCCCCUUAUCGAAAUUGCAGCUAUCUUUCACCUGGAUUCCUGCGGUCUCAUAUUUUGGAUUCUGGCUAUGUUAUAAUGAACAGCACUUUGACAUCAGAUGUCAUUGGUCGGAGGGUUGAAGUUAACGGGGAACAUGCAACAGUGCGUUUUUCUGGCAUUGUCCCUCCUGUGGCAGGACUCUGGUUAGGAGUAGAAUGGGACAAUCCUGAGCGGGGAAAGCACGAUGGAAGCCACGAAGGGACUGUGUAUUUUAAAUGCAGGCACCCAACAGGCGGAUCCUUUAUUCGUCCAAACAAAGUAAAUUUUGGAGUAGACUUUCUCACGGCAAUUAAGAACCGCUAUGUGCUAGAAGAUGAACCAAAGGAAGAGGAAACAGAGCAGAUUGUUAUAAUUGGAAAUAAACCUGUAGAAACCAUUGGUUUUGACUCUGUUAUAAAACAGCAAAGUCAGCUGAGCAAGUUGCAAGACGUUUCUUUGAGGAACUGCGCAGUAAAUGGUGCUGGUGACAAAGGAGGAAUUGCCAAAGCUUGUCCUAAUAUUAGAAGCAUCGAUUUGUCAAAAAACCUGUUGUCAUCAUGGGAAGAAGUUACAGAUAUUGCCAAUCAGCUCAAGCACCUGGAAGUCCUUAAUCUCAGUGAAAAUAAACUUACAUUUCCCUCGAGCUCACCAUCUCCAGCUGGAACAUUUUCUACGCUGAAGGUUUUAGUCCUUAACCGGACAGGAAUAACAUGGGCAGAGGUGCUCUGCUGUGCCUCUGGCUGGCCUGUCCUGGAGAAACUCUACCUUGAGUCUAACAAUAUCGUCAUUUCGGAAAGGCCAACUGAUGUUCUACAGACAGUGAAGUUGUUAGACCUUUCCUCUAAUCAAUUAAUUGAUGAAAACCAGCUAUUUCUCAUAGCGUAUCUGCCCAGAUUAGAACAACUAAUCCUCUCUGACAUUGGAAUUUCUUCUAUACAUUUUCCGGACGCUGGAAUUGGGUGCAAAACCUCCAUGUUUCCUUCCUUGCAGUACCUUGUACUAAAUGACAAUCAGAUAGCACAGUGGUCCUUUAUGAACGAGCUGGAUAAGCUGCAGAGUCUGCACGCGCUGUCGUGCACGAGAAACCCCCUGACUGAAGGCAGCAAAGAUGCCCAGACCACACGGCAGUUCAUCAUCGCCAGGAUCGGUCAGCUGAGGACCCUGAACAAGUGUGCGAUUGAACCAGAGGAGAGGCGUGGGGCUGAGCUUGAUUACCGAAAAGCAUUUGGAAAUGAAUGGAAAAAGGCCGGCGGACAUCAGGAUCCAGAGAAGAACAGGCCAAACAAGGAAUUUCUCGAAGCCCAUCCUAGAUACCAGGCACUCUGCCUCAAAUAUGGUGCACCUGAAGACGGGGAACUGAAAACACAACAACCAUUUUUGCUCAAAAACCAGCUACUAACACUGAAGAUAAAAUAUCCCAAUCAACUUGAUCAGAAAGUCACAGAGAAACAACUGCCGGAAUCCAUGACAGUUCAAAAGGUGAAAGGCUUGCUGUCACGUCUCCUCAAAGUUCCUGUGUCAGAACUUCUGUUGUCCUACGAAAGUCCCAAAAUGCCGGGCAAAGAGAUUGAACUAGAAAAUGACCUACAGUCAUUACAGUUCUAUUCUGUGGAAAAUGGAGACUGUCUGUUAGUGCGAUGGUAAUAGCCAACUAAUAAAAUUCAGAGGUUUGAUAAUGUAUCAUGACUGGGUUUCACUGCAAAUAAAUGACUUAUUGGGACAAUUCUCCCCCCACCCCCAAAAAAAAAAGAAGUUUACAACUUGCCCUAAGUAUAGAAUAGCUGUAUUUUUCUUAGAGAAGAAAACAUUUCUAGGCAUGUAUAUAACAGCAAUAAUAAAGGCUUUGCACCUA
Cervus elaphus (red deer) is the source of this 2524-nucleotide messenger RNA. It is a transcript of the gene TBCE, whose product is annotated as tubulin folding cofactor E. Lineage: Eukaryota; Metazoa; Chordata; Mammalia; Artiodactyla; Cervidae. Bases 580 to 2316 code for a protein of 578 amino acids. The transcript is spliced from 17 exons. Gene Ontology annotation, molecular function: alpha-tubulin binding. Gene Ontology annotation, biological process: protein folding. The record is from RefSeq and is a predicted model, not a curated record.